UGGUAAACCUCUCCUGUAUUCUACCAAAAGAAAACCACAGGGCUCUGUGGGUGCCAGGAGUCAAAAUUGACUUGAUGACACACUUUACAUUUAGAACUAGAAAAGGUACAGAAAAGGGCAACCAAAAUGAACAUGGGGUUGGAGUGGCUCCCCUAUGAGGAAAGACAACAACAUUUGUUCCUUUAGAAAGAGAAGGCAGUUAAGAGAGGGGACAUCAUAAGAGGUUUAGAAAAUUAUGCAGUGUGGAUAAACUGGGAGUUUUUCUCCCUCUCUCAUAAUAUUGGAACCCUAGGGCAAUAUAGCACUGAAAUAUUUCUAAUAUUGCACUUUUAUGAACCCCUUCAGUCUCGAAAAUGGACUGGAAUGGCCCCCAGACUGCAAAACUGCAUUCCCAAACAGUGGAAUGGAUGCAGACACUGAAGAAUAUUGGAAAUAAUUCAGUGCUGCAAUAUUGGAUUUUUAAGGGAUCUUUCCGUUCCAGCUUUCCCCCAAACCCAGCAAGCCUUCCAGGGCUGAGGCUUGGCAUUUAAAAAAAAAAAAAUUUAAAAGUCCCAUGGUUGUAAUCGACUUCAAUCUAAGCUCUCUGCAUACGGGACACUCCGCUUAGCUCAGGGCUCCCAACAUACUAUUCUUAUCCACAGUCCCCACUCCAGAGAAGUGCAGGAGUAGGGCCCCAACCAAGACUGCGUUUUGCCUCGGGUUACACCUCUGCGGCCCUUCUCUUCCCACCUUGUAAAUUUGUUACAUGUAUAAUACAUACAAAAUUAAAAUGAUCACAUGCAAAUAAAGUUUGUUUCAAAUGGGGUGCGGUAGGAUCAUGUGCCUUUUUUGAAAAUGGACUAAUAAGAUAAUGUGACUGCUAUCACAUGACCGGGAAAGACUUUGGAAUGGUGCCGGGAGGCAACCAACCAAUAAAGAAAGGAUGCAAUUCUCCGCAAUGCUUCUCACCCUCGCUGGGCAAAAGCAGCCAAUCAGGAUGAGACAGGAAGAGCGGCUUGACUUAUCCCAAAGAGGGGGGCGUGGCGUCUGUCUAGUAUUUUGCUUGCUUCUCCGGGUAGAAGAAACCGGGAUAGAAAGAUUCGCUGCUGCAGCAUUAUUGGGAGACAAGUCCAAAGGGGAGCGCAUUCCGCAGUCUAGGAGCGGCUACAGAGAAGGCCUGCUUCUGAGUCGCCACCAGAUGAGCCGGUGGCAACUGGAGCUGGACCUCCUCAGAUGAUCUUAGCGUGCAGUGGGAAUCACACCGAAGAAGGCGCUCUCUAAGUCAAAGUGGAAGUGUGGUCUCUGAAUCCAGAUUAUUUAGUCCUGGCCAAGAUGUGGGUGCAGGUGCUGAUGUGCCUGGUGCUAGGUGGCACAGCCUCUUCUUUGCAGUGCCCUGAUGGACGCAGAUGUGAAGGACCCUCCACCUGCUGCAAGCUCCCUGGACAGGAUGGAUAUUCCUGCUGUGACCAGCCUCAGUUCACAGGAGCAUCCCUGCAGUUGUUGUUCCCAGAUAAUGUAAAUGAAGCCUCUAGCACCGAGUGUCCUGAUGGUAGCGUGUGUCCAGCAGAAUACUCCUGUCUGCGUACUCCGGAUGCUGCAUUUGCCUGCUGUCCUUGGAGCGAGGCCAUCUCCUGUGCUGAUGGCCGCCAUUGCUGCCCCCGUGGGUCCCACUGCAGUGCCGAUGGACACUCCUGCUUCCAGAGCCAAGUUUUAGCCUCUCCUGUCAGACUCGGUGCUGUUCAGUGCCCAGAUGGUGAAUCGGAAUGUCCAAAUGAAUCCACUUGUUGUCUGAUGGCGGAUGGAAACUGGGGCUGUUGCCCAAUGCCUGAGGCAGCCUGCUGUGCAGAUAAGAUCCAUUGCUGUCCUCAUGAUGCGACCUGUGAUCUGAAGCGUGCCCGGUGCUUGGUGGCCUCUGGGGAGCAGCCUCUUGGAACAAAGUUCCCAGCAAGGAAACAAGCUCUGGAGUUGGCUCUGCCUCAGAAAACCUGCCCAGAUCUUCAGUCGGCCUGUCCGGAUACAGCUACCUGCUGCACACUCACGACUGGCAAAUAUGGCUGCUGCCCAUUACAAAAUGCUGUGUGCUGCAGCGACCACAUUCAUUGCUGUCCCCAAGGUACCUCGUGUGACAUGGUGCACUCCAGAUGUGCCACGACCGCUCAUUGGUCAUGGCCCAUGACCCGCCUCCCUGUGGAUGUCCGAACAGCAGUUCACGAUGUCCAAUGCAGUACAGAGGACAGAUGCCUGGAUGGUAACACUUGUUGCCAGAAACCCUCGGGCGCGUGGGGAUGCUGUCCCUGGGAGGAGGCUGUAUGUUGCUCAGAUGGUAUCCACUGCUGCCCGAAGGGUUACCAGUGUGACAUCGCAGAAGGUAAAUGCGUGAUGGGCAGCAAAAACAUCCUGUGGCUGGCGAAAAUGGACCAGAACUCCGCAGUGACUUCUGCAGGCAAAGAGGCUGUUUGCUGUCCAGACCACAUCCACUGCUGCCCCAGCGGUUACCACUGCGACCCAUCGCAAGGUUGCCUGAUGAAUGGAGACCGUAUCCCUUGGCUGGAGAAGAAGCCAGCCAUUGCCAGCAUCACAUCUUUGAACAGGAAUGUGAGGUGUGACAGUCAUUUUUCCUGUGCGGAUGGGCAGACAUGCUGCCGGAUGAACACGGGGGCUUGGGCGUGUUGCCCCCACUUACAGGCAGUCUGCUGCAGUGAUGGCGUGCAUUGCUGCCCCCAUGGCUACACCUGCGAUAUAAAAACAGGUAGCUGCGACCCCAGUGCCCUCUCCUCCCCGUGGAUCUCAAAGGCUUCCAAUCUGGCAAGAGUGGCUAGGGAUGUGAAAUGCGACGACACCAUGAGCUGUCAGGAUGAAGAGACCUGCUGCCGGCUGCCCUCGGGAAGUUGGGGGUGUUGCCCUUACCCACAGGCAGUCUGCUGCAGUGAUGGCGUGCAUUGCUGCCCCCACGGCUACACCUGCGACAUAUCCACGGGCCGCUGCGACCCCAGUGCCCUCUCCUCCCCAUGGAUCUCAAUGGCUUCCAAUCUGGCAAGGCUGGAUAGGGAUGUGAAAUGCGACGACACCAUGAGCUGUCGGGAUGGAGAGACGUGCUGCCAGAUGCCAUCGGGCAGUUGGGGGUGUUGCCCUCUCUCAGAGGCUGUCUGUUGUUCAGACCAUUUGCACUGCUGCCCCAAAGGCUACUCCUGUGACCCAGCCCACCCAGGAAUCUGCCACACAACCCAGCACUCCCUGCCUUGGGCACCCAAGCUUCCUGCUCGCACUCGGCAGUACCGUGGCGUCCGCUGCAACGACACGGCCAGCUGUGAGGAAGGGCAGACCUGCUGCAAGGACGCGUCGGGCUCUUGGGCCUGCUGCCAGCUACCCAACGCUGUCUGCUGUGAGGAUCACCAACACUGCUGCCCCUCUAGCUACACCUGCAACGUGGCAGCCCAGACGUGUGAGAAACAGCAGCAGCCCAGGCCCCUUGCGGCAGGUGGCUGGUUGUCUUCGGUCCCGUUGCUUUCUUCGUCUUCAGCCAUGUCCGGCCAGGAUGUGCAGUGUGAUGUUCAGCACUACUGUCACGACGGGCAAAGCUGCUGCCAAACGAGCUCGGGCGGAUGGGCCUGUUGCCCCUACAGCAAAGGAUCCUGCUGCUCUGACAAGCGCCACUGCUGUCCACCCGGCUUCCGCUGUUCCCGUUCUGGAUAUGAGUGCGUCAAGAAGGGGCCCCUGCGUUGGGACACCAAUGUCUUCUCCCAUCACUCUCCCCGAGCACGACCGUUGCUUUGAGAAACCUUUCUGGAGUGGACUCGUCCCACCUUUCAGUCUUGAGUCGGCUGUGGCUUUUCAGGGAGGGACAUGAAAUGGGUGGGGGGCAACUUCUGUCGGGUUGCGGUUCUGAUCCUGAUGGAGUUCUGCUGUCAUAGUUGCUGAUUUUGUCUGGAAGAGAAGUCCUCUUCUCCUCCCAGGCAUUCCCUCUUUUGUGUGUGUGUUUUUUUAAUUCUCAUGCAGCUUGUGAAACAACAAAAAAAUCAACACUGGAUUGGCAGCUGCAUAUCUUGCCUUUGUGCCCUGAGGGUGUGCUGUCCCAUGGGGGCUCUUGAAUGCUCUCUUGCCUCUUCUGUUGGCCCCUCUGCCUGCCCUACAGUAGGUAUCGCUUCCCCUCUGAAGGGCGUGUGGCAGCUUUCCUCUAUUUGUCUGUCACAGUGUUAGGCAAGAAGGGAGGUUCAUAUAGACUCAAAAGUGUGAUACUUGGGAGGUGUGAAUUGUUAUAAGUAGGGCUGCAGAGGAGUAUUAUCCCCACAGCCACCAAAUCUUGAAGAAUCUGCAUAGCACUGCCACAAGGAGAAACAGGUUUGGGCAGCAGGGCCUGUGUGUUUUGGCACCUGAGGAAGUUAGGAGGGGCAAUUGCCUCUCAACAGCCCAAUUGGUGUGCUGCUCCACAUCUCUCUUGUAGCUCCAGUACAACUGCUUCCUCUCUCUGUUGAUCUGAGACUCCCCACUUCUGAGGAACAGAAGAUGCUUUUUAUUGUUUCCAAAUUUUGACACUUUGCUUGCACGUGCAAGAGUGGGAGAAUCUAAUAAAAGAGUUGACUUUAAAA
Molecule: messenger RNA, 4565 nt
Organism: Hemicordylus capensis (graceful crag lizard)
Lineage: Eukaryota; Metazoa; Chordata; Lepidosauria; Squamata; Cordylidae
Gene: GRN
Product: granulin precursor
Exons: 18
Coding region: 1312-3753 (813 amino acids)
Cellular component (GO): extracellular region
Source: RefSeq, a predicted model, not a curated record